AACCAGGUUGUUGGAAUUCGGUCGUUAUCACGUAUAAAAUUGUUGGGUGCGCGAUAUCGUUUUGUGGCACGGACGUGAAAAUAUCACGGAGCAGGCAUCAAACGGUGGUUCAAGGCUGACCUGGUAUAGGUACUUAUUGUAUCAAGUCUCGUUAACGAGAGAUGUUCAUUCACUCGCGCUCACGGAUGACAAGUGCGAUUCGUGGAACACGAGGCGGCCGUAUUGACCCGUGUCACGGUGCGACGAGGUGUCAGUGAGAGAUCGCUGCGUUUCUUUCCACGAGAUCGUAAAAUGUGCAUAAAUCUGUGUAAUUGUCGCGUAAUGAAAACUCGAACUGUCGUGCAUCGACACGUGUGAUAAAUAUGGCAGCGCUCGUUCGUCUUAAACGUGGGAGCGUCCAGUUGAGACAUGCGGCGCUGGAAAUGAAAGGAACCAAAGUCGAGGUCGUUUGCAUUGCACGGAAUAGUAAUGAGAUAAUAGGCAUAGAAUCGUACGAUAAAAGAGGUAUGCACACGUCGAUUUUGUUCCUUUCGACUAUCGUGAGAUGGAAGAGUUUGUUAAAAGAGGUAAAGUGCAGUUGGUGAAACGUAGCAGUGUUCAGAUAAAGCAAGCCGCAUACGAAGUUCGAGCGGCUGUACGAGCGCGACACAUCGUUGCUGCGCUUGUUGCAGUUGGAUUUGCACUUUGUGGCGCGGUGGAGGUGAGUUCCUCGGUUGCGUUACUUGCCAAUCAAAAAGACAAUCAUGCCAUCAUUGACACAUCGUGGCAUUGUGAAAUGCUGGUCAACAUCAGUAGUCGUAAUCGCACCGAAGACUUCGAAGUUAUAUUAAUGGAGUUACCACCCGAAGAACGCGCAGAAUCUAUAAUGAGAGAAGCGUUUUUGUGGGGACAAGUGGCAGGUCCGAUUUUAGGAGGAUGUUUAGUAUGGGGAAGAUCGGGCCCAUCUAUGGUGUUUUCACGUGCGGUUCUUAGCGCUUGCUUGGCAUCUUUAUUGGUACCAGCUGCAUGGAGAGGCCCGUCUCAUGUAGCGCUUCGUCUGUUUCAGGGAUUAUGUACGGGUGCAACUAUGCCUGCUGCUCAUAUGCUCGCUAUGACUUGGUUUAAGAGCACUCAUAGAAGUUGGUACUUCAGUUGUUACGCUGCUGUCAGUGUUGGAUACUGUCUCACAGGAUGGAUAGGAACAGCUGUCGUUCGAAGUUUUGGACGAGACUCGCUUUGUUAUGGUCUCGUUUGCAUUGCACUAUGUUGGUAUUUCUCUUUUGGUCGAUUCGUCAAAGACACACCAAAAUCCUACCAGCACGACACAAAUGCAGCUGUGAUUCCAUGGGGGAAAUUACUGCGAUCCGUUCCUGUUUGGGCAUCCGCAGUGGCAACGAUGGGAAAUCAAUGGGGCGAUGCAACUCUCGCUCUUGGUAUGACGAAAUAUCUGAAGCUCAUUUAUGGAUUCUCAACGGCCAAUGAUUCUGUCUUGACGACGUUACCUCACAUUGGACAUUUCAUGGCUGCUUUAACAUGUGGUCUUCUCGUGGAUCACGUUCGUGAAUCGAAAAUAGUUUCCACGACCACGGCAAGAAAGUUGGUCGUUUAUACCGCUCAUUUUAUACCAGCUGCCCUACUUUUCGUCGCUGGCUACGCUGGCUGCCAGGCAUUAGGGGCAGCCUGGUUAGGCAUAGCCGCCCUCCUCGUAUCUGGCACCGCACCAGCAGGAGCUUUGGCGGCCAUAGCGGACCUGGCUCCUGUAGAAUCUCCAGCCUGUGCAGCGGCCGCGUGCGCAUUGUGCUCGACUUUAGGCGCGGCAGGUCUAUUGGCCGCCAAUUACUUUGUCACUCAAGCUCUUCAUGGCUCUAUAGCCGGCUCGUGGCGAUUGGUGUUCGGUGUCGCUUCCGUCGUUCUGUUAACGACUGCCGCGGUUUUCUUGGCGCUUGGAAAAGGCACGCCGCAACCGUGGAUACCUUCCGUGGCACGGCCACGGAGUCACGAUGCAAUUUACGAGCAAGACGCGUUGGAGCUCGAUUACGAGGACGUGGCCGUGCAAACGGAACCUUUCAAUCCUUAUCCGCUCGAGGAGGACGCCGAAAGCGCGAGAAACGUGCCUCGUUCCGCCUCGGUCCACUCGGAAGUUUCGCAGGCGUCCACUUAGAUUCACGGUCAUUCACGUGAGAAUUUCGAUAUUCAGUUCAGUAUUUUCUUUUUUUUUUUGUAUCUAAGGAUUGUUAACUUCAUGUUUCGUUGAUAUUUGUACAAAAUAUCGGAGGAAUUAUUUUAAAGUUUUGAGCGACUGCGGAUUUGUUAUGCUUAAAUUGUUUAAGUUUAAUUAUAGGUGUACGUUACACAUUCAUAUCUGUUGUCUCACUUUUCGUGGUUGGAGUCAAACGGUUGUGUGACACUAGUCAUA
This is a messenger RNA of Apis florea (little honeybee), 2395 nucleotides long. Its product is annotated as sialin. Gene Ontology annotation, biological process: monoatomic anion transport; transmembrane transport. NCBI's taxonomy places the organism in Eukaryota, Metazoa, Arthropoda, Insecta, Hymenoptera, Apidae. Gene Ontology annotation, cellular component: membrane. Gene Ontology annotation, molecular function: transmembrane transporter activity. The record is from RefSeq and is a predicted model, not a curated record.